AUGGCCAAGGUCAAGAGCAGCGCUGGCCCUCGUCAAAACAUGGCCGUGGCUGUAGCCCGGUUGCCCUCUGAACAAGAGGUCCGCGACGCUGGCAGGGAGUUCUUGCUUCGUGUUCUUGACCGUCCACCGUGGGCAUCCGCGAUCACCAUGCCUGCGAUCCCUCCUUCGCCCCAACCUCGUGCUCGAGGCUCACUCCGAACCCAUCGCUUCAACGGGCGCUACGGCACCCCUCGAGCUCAAGUCUCGCUGCAAAUGUGGAUGACCAGCCUCGUCUGUCUCCUGGUGAUCACGAUGUUGCAUUUCGGCGGAACUCACAUUUGGGUGCAUUUCGGCGGGAGACUGGCCUGCAGUCGUCAGGGCCCCAUCGUCAUCGACCACGUCCAUCCCACUGGCCAGGUCAUUCGCAUGCAAGAAUUUGCCCGUCACGCUGCCCGAGCUUUGAGCCAGGCACCAGAUCCGGGCUUGGUGUACAGUCCGGAGAUGCACGACGCCUUUGACACGUUCAAAGACGCGCUGGGUGAGGUGUGCCGCUUGGCAGAACUCAGCGCGCAACACACCGCAGGCUCCAUGGCGUGCUCCAUCAAGAUCUUCAGCCGCCAACACGGGCUGCAGUACCUUGUUCAGCUGAAUGCGAGCCUCGAAAAGGGGUUGGCCCGCACCAGGUCCCUACAGAUCAUGUUAUCACGCGCCAUCCAAGCCCAGCUUCGGAUCCGUCACAACCUCAACAGCACCCUCGGCCUCGUCACCGAAGAGAGGAGCAAGCUGCACAAGGACCUCUCGCAGAAAGUCUGGAACCUCAAACCGGGCGGGUCCCUGGGUGGUAGAGAGACCAGAAGGAGGAACGGCAAAGAACAGCGGGAAAAGAUCCUCGAAAUGCAGGAGAACGUGCUCGCCAUGACGCUUGAAGAUCUUGCCGACCUCGAAGGGACCCUUUGGCAGCUGGAGCUCCACACGAAACGCCAUCACGACGCACUUCUCCAGAUUCAGAGCGCAACCCUAUGUUCCAAAAGCUCGGCCUCUCCCUCCGCCGCCAGUGGGAGGGACGUCCAUGAUCCAUUUCUGACAGCCAAGGUGGAAGGGUGGUUUCUGGGCCCCAUGACGGCCGCCUUCGAAACACACUACCAGCGGCUGACGCCCUCCAUUUGGCUUACGAUUUCCACCCAGUCUUGGGCUUCACCGUGA
This is a messenger RNA of Cladophialophora psammophila CBS 110553, 1182 nucleotides long. RefSeq lists its product as uncharacterized. The transcript has a single exon. Lineage: Eukaryota; Fungi; Ascomycota; Eurotiomycetes; Chaetothyriales; Herpotrichiellaceae. The record is from RefSeq and is a predicted model, not a curated record. Bases 1 to 1182 code for a protein of 393 amino acids.